GUCUACUAAUUGUUUAUUAAAAAUACUUCAAAUAGAUCAUCAUAAUAAAGUCUAUUGCUGUAUUAAUUUCCUGAGCAAACAUUGUUUCCAUCGCUCAGCCUUUAGACUUAGAUCUAGUUUUAAUUUGAGUUCACCAGUUGCCCUUCAGCAAUAUUGUAACAACAGUUCAUGUCUUCUGUUUUGUCGGCGCAAUUAUAAAUCUAUAUCUAGUACUAUAAACUGUAUAUCAUUUACAAAUUUAUCGUCUACAAACUCAACAACACAUAGAUCUAGAUCUACAUAUCUAGAUCUAGAAAUGGGUAAAAAGCGAAAAAGGCAACUAGGACUCAAUGCAGGCAAUAGACAGGAACAAAGUACCCAACAGAUUCACAUUCAAAGUGAGCCAAACUCACAGCGCAGUAAAAGAAAGACAAGUGGGAUGGAUAAAUUAACCCAACUUGCUAAAGUACCAACAAAAAUAAACCUUGUAGUUGUCGGCACUGGUGGACCUGGAACAUCACGAUCUUUGUUGCUUACAACGGAAUACACUCGAUAUAUGUUCAACUGUGGGGAAGGAUCAAGAAGACUUAUUUCAAUAAGCAGAAGCUUGAGACAAGCAGCUUAUGCUAAGGUAUCGGGCAUAGAAAACAUUUUCAUUACUUAUAAAAACUGGGAAAAUAUUGGCGGACUUUUAGGUAUGGCUAUGACACUUGAAAAUCAAAAAAAUACAGAGUUAAGGGCAUAUGGCUCAAGAGAGAAAGACUGCCAAGCACAAACUAGCAGUACCCCAAAAAUAACGAUAUAUGGACCACCAGAUGUGGAAAAAAUAGCUAUGAUGGCAAAGAAAUUUGCAGUUUCUGCUAAUUUGAACAUAGCCAAAGGGGAAGGAAAGUAUGAAGAUCUGUGUGUAACUAUAACUCCAGUAGCUUUCUAUAACAAUCUUGAUCAUGAACAAAAUCCAGCUAAGAGACAGAGAAUAAAUUCUGAAUGUAAAAUCAAUGAUGUUGCAUACUGCUAUAUUGUUCAGGCCAAACCUCCACAACCCAAAAUAAAUGUUGAGAAAUGUGUUGAUGCUGGAGUUACAAUUGGUCCUAUGGUGGGGCUGUUGCAGAGGGGCCACCCUGUCACUCUAGACGACGGCACUGUUAUACGUCCAGAACAGGUCACGGAUAUGCCAGUGAUGGACAAUAGACCAUUUCUAAUUUUGGAUUGCCCUAGCACAGAGUUCUUGCCCUCUCUGAUGAGGUGCUGUGAACUUCAAGACUACACUAAAACUGAUGUGGAUAAAAGGUCUUUUUCUGUGAUUGUACACAUGACACCUAAGCAUGUGUAUGAUAGCACAAUUUACCAAGCAUGGAUGGAGAGUUUUCAUGUCAGUACUGACCAUUUGAUAAUGAAUAGUGAGGCAGUUGGGGCUGAACUGACUCGUGUACGAGAACACCAGACCCUGCUCAACUUGGUUAGCAGUGAAAUUUUCCCUCUGCUACCAGCAGUAGAACACGCUGACAAGAUGGAAGUUGCAUUACAGGGUAAAAAUAGUGGUGAAGACGAUGAGAAUGAAAUAGUGGUCAUGACCCCUGAAACAGAGCUUAUGUUGUCACAGAAGAAAGGUCAAGUUGCAGUGGCAUUUUCAGGAUUAAUAUAUGUCAGCAGAGGGAAAUUGCCAGGUUUUCAUGCAGAAAUAGAUGAGUUCAACUAUGCAGAUCUGCGAGAGAGAUAUUUAAGCAAACUUGAUUUCAAAGAUCAACUUGACAAACUGGAGGCAAUUACUUCAACAGAGUCAGCCUCAGAUGAGGAUAAAGAAACAGAUGACAAAGAUUUCAGCUCAAAGUAUCCAAGAGUUGUUUUCCUAGGAACUGGAUCUUCAGAGCCUAACAAGAUAAGAGCACAAAGUUGUAUAUUAGUACAUCUCAGCAAACACUCUGUCAUCAUGCUAGAUUGUGGAGAGGACUCCUAUGGUCAGCUGUAUAGAUUUUAUGGAUCCAGAAAAACAAAUAGAAUUUUGAGAAAGUUGAAAGCAAUUUUCAUUUCACACAUGCAUGGAGAUCAUCAUUUGGGACUAAUUACAUUAAUGAAAGAAAGGAAAACUGCUUGUGAUGUCAAAAAUAAGACGUUUUCACCUCUUUUACUGGUGGCCCCAGUACAGAUGAAGAGAUGGAUAAAGUUUUAUCACACUGAGAUUGAUGAUGACAUUACAACUUUGUUUAGGUUUGUGAAAAUACAGACUUGGUUGAAUGACUUUGGUGAGUUACCAGAAUUAAAGACUGCAAGUUUUGAAGAGGUUUUACAAGAACUGGAUUUGUCUGAGUUCACACCUGUUCCUGUAGAACAUUGCAACAAUGCAUUUGGUAUUUCUUUCAGGCAAUCUAGUGGCUUCAAACUUGUUUACUCUGGAGACACCAUGCCCUGCGAAGCACUUGUGAAAGCAGGUGAGAAAUGUGAUCUCCUCAUUCAUGAAGCAACCCACGAAGAUAGUUUAUCUUCUCAUGCCAAAGUGAGCAAGCACAGUACUUUUUCACAAGCUAUUGAUAUUGGAAAGAAGAUGGAGGCCAAACACAUUAUUCUGACUCACUUCAGUCAACGCUAUUCUCAUAUGGUACCUCUUUAUAAGGUGGAACUGCCAGAUAAUGUUGGAGUUGCUUUUGACAACAUGCAGGUGAAUCCUCAAACUGUGAAAUAUUUACCAAAACUUAUACCAGCCCUUACAGAAUUAUUUUUUGAUGAGCUGCAGAAAUCAGCAAGUAAAACUCUGAAGUACGACAGAAACAAUGAGAAAUUAGAGAUGGCUGCUAAAGACUCAUUAUAGCAAUAGGCCCAGUAAUUAAUUUUAUUUCUACUCUUUUCAUGUGAAAAGGAGUUGUUGAUUAAAACAAAUUUAUAAACAGUAAAUAUGUGUUAUAGUUCAUCCUAGUUUAAAUUAUUUGUUAAGAAAUCUGAAAUACUUUUGCAGCUAGCAUUUGAUCAAGUGAUUUCUGUGAAUGCUGCAUGCAAAUCUUCUUUCUCAUUUUUAUGUUAGAGGAUUCAGACUAGUCCUAUAUCUGCAAUGAAUUGUGCAGUAGUUUCCAGCUCUCCAUGUAGUUUUUGUUUUUUAAGGGGUUUUGGGGCCAGGGUGAUGUUGGGGCCUCUUGAUAGAGUAUGCCAAUCUGAAGGGCAUUGUAUGUGAAUGAAUAAAUUUUUUUUAAAUUAAAAAAACUAAAGAUUGCAAAUAGAAAGUUAAAACUGUGAAUCGAUUUCUUUACAAAAUAUUUUAUUAUUGACUAUCUCACAGUUAACACACCUGGUAAUAAAAUAUCAUAAAGAAACAGUUUAUAUUAUCUUGCAAGAUGAAAACAUUUAAAAAAAAAAAACAACUAACAUUUGAUCUGAUAUAUAUUGUUCUAUUUAAACAAUCUGUUUCUUUAUAUCUUCAAUGAUUCUCUGCCAACUACCAUCAGUCCAGUUAUUGAGACGCUUCUUAGCACCUAUGUUGGCAUUCACAUUGUGACAAGCUGUAAACACAACAUGUUCCCAAGGCGGAUUCUUCUCGGAACCUAUGUGUUUGGAAUAUUUAUACUACUAAUUUUGAUGCAGGAAAAUACUAUUUAAUAUAGAAUCUUUGUACAUAAAUAUUUUAUGUUCCAUUAUUGGUACUUGAAACAUGAAUAAUGUGAGAAUUCAAUAUAUUGAUACAUUUAUCAACUUUUUUAAAGAUGAUAAAAUUAUGAACAGUUUACCUCUAAUGCGUAUAUCAUCAUCUAUAAUCAAAUGUGCAUUGAUCAGAGUUUUAUCCAGGCAAUGAAUGACUCUUUCUACCCAGUCUUCACCUAGAUAUUCUUCUAUCCACUGACACUAGAACAGAACAUUGCCAUCAAAGAUGGAUUGGCUUAAAUAAUAAUUUUUUUAAUUCAUAGUCAUACUUCAUAUUUUCUAAUGUCAAAAAAACUGCUUUGACUAGCAUGAUGCAUUCAGAUGUCUGUCUAAUAAUAAUGUUUUCUCAUUUGAAUUGAAGAAUAUUUGUAUAUUAUUAUAUACAAGGUAAAAAGGUUUCAUUAUCAUUCUAUGACAUUACAUGAUAUAACUAUCCCAGAUGUAUAUAGUUUCUGUUUUUGUGUAUUUUUUUAUUUUUGUUCAACUUUAAAUAUAUUUCAAGGGAUGUGUGGCUGAGAGGUAUAAGCCCCUUGGCUGUAGGGUGGGGGGUGGCCUCGAGCUCAAAGUCUAACUAAGUCUGAGUUUCGUUUUCUAAGUGUCUAAAUCAGUACUUCAACCUCCCAGAUAGUUGAAUCAAUUCCUGUUAUAAUUUAAGUUAUUAAAAUUUAACAUUGAAAUUUUCCUAUCACUCCAAUUUUUAUUUUUCUCUUAGAAUUUGUCUUUGCAGAGAAGUUCCAAACAGUUUGAAAUGUUGAAAUAAAAAUAACCUAAAUGGUUUUUUUCUUUAGCUGUGCACAUUUAUACAAUAUUAUUAUCCAUUUAUUUCAAAUAAAUAUAUCUAUAAAUAACUUUUCAAUUACCUCAGCUUAUGUUACCCAUUUCAGAAAAUUACCCUAAGACUCUGAAAUAAUCAAUCAUUUUAGUGUAAAGUUCUCCUUUCUGACUUUGCGACCUAAAGAGCUGAUGAUGUUGUCAUCCGUUUCUUUGGUCAGCACAAUGACCAACCGCUUUUACUUUCCCCAACUAAGUCAAGUACCCAUUAGAGUUGGGUAGACUCAGGGGCACCUAAAAAUCCAGAAAUUCAAAAUUUCAGUCUUCACUGAGAUUUGAAACCAGUACCUCAGAUUCGGAAGCCAAGCACUUAACCACUCAGCCACCAUGCCCCCUUAAUUAUUUUAGUGUAUUGUUACAAAAUAAGUCAAAUCUGAUUAUAUUAUACCUCUAGGAACAGACUCCCCAAUAUGUUUAAUUUAUUCCAUGUUACAAAAUAAGUCAAAUCUGAUUAUAUUACACCUCUAGGAACAGACUCCCCAAUAUGUUUAAUUUAUUCCAUGUUACAAAAAGUUAAUGUACUGGCAUAUUGAUUACAAUGUGUUGUUUGAUGCUUUCAAAUAAAAAGAAUUUCAUUUAUGA
Molecule: messenger RNA, 5019 nt
Organism: Biomphalaria glabrata
Lineage: Eukaryota; Metazoa; Mollusca; Gastropoda; Planorbidae
Product: ribonuclease Z, mitochondrial-like
Exons: 20
Coding region: 296-2785 (829 amino acids)
Biological process (GO): mitochondrial tRNA 3'-end processing
Cellular component (GO): mitochondrion
Molecular function (GO): 3'-tRNA processing endoribonuclease activity
Source: RefSeq, a predicted model, not a curated record